AUGUCAUCGGCUGCUACCCGAUUUGCUAGCCUUCCGGAGAUGCUAAAUAAUCUUUCUUAUUCUAUAAUAAACCGAGAUUUACUACGCAACCUUUGCUUAGUUAACAAGCGCUUCAAGUCAGCUUUCGCUCCUUCCUUGUAUGAAGAAGUGUGGUUCCGCGCGCAUAAUACUUCGUUUUUGAUGGAAAAGCUUCCGCUACUUUUGGGUAAUCAGGCCUUGCGAUACACUCAAAAGAUUGACCUUGCUAUUUCACUACAUAGUCGGAAAAGUGAUGAGCAAGGUAAAGGGGUCUUGUGUGACUUUUAUAACCAAAGCAUACAAGCUCUAUUAUCUAAAAUGCCCCAAUUGAAUUGUUUCCGUUGGGAAUAUGUACCUUUAUAUACUACUACCCUAGCAACUCUUCAACAAAACUGUCCAAAUUUAAGAACGCUAGUUAUACAUCAUCCAGAAGACAUCGAGGAAAUACUAGGGAUUAGCUACGAUUUUAAUUGGGAUCAUGAUCUUAAAGAGAGAAGACCGCUGUUUGCAUUUCAAGAUUUGGGCGUUUUGUCGGGUUUAACAACGAUUGAGGUUUCGAACAUUCAUGGAGAUCUUGAAAUUACACGAAAAGGUCUUGUACAGACCUUACUCAAUUCGCCGAGUUUGAAAACCUUGGCUCUGUCGAUAAGCGGCUUCACAGUAUUCCGACUAUGGAAGGUCAAUACAAGGUUUUCAUGUCAGCAAUACCAGAACUUUCUGGACCAACUAUGCAGAGACUUUUUUGACGCUGGUGGAAAACCACUACAGCUGCAAAAGCUCGUUCUGGGGCUUAGUAUAAUCCCAUGGGGAUCUGGGGAUUGCCUUAGACGGUUAACAAAUCUGGUAUGUUUAGAAGAUGUUUAUAUCUUUAACGAAGAAUACGAGACGGCACUUACUUUCUCGGAUGAUGAUGACUAUAUCGCAUGGUCUCUCCUCACUCCAGAGAAUUGUCCAAACUUAACUAACGUUGGUGCUUAUCGACUUACGAAGAGUGUGGAAAGAUGGAUCGGAAGUCUGACUGAGGGAUUUAUAAAACAGUUCAACACUGAGUGGGCUACUGAAGAAGGUGUGGCUGCCUUGAAGUGGGACACCGACGAUACACAAACAAGAUCUGCAGCUAAGCUAAGGUCGUUGACUUUCAACGUGAAUAUCACAUGGGACAUGUCGGACUUGGAACAAUUGCCUGUUGUGAAUGUGGAAAAGCUUCAAGCGCUGUCGGCUGUUAUUGUACACAGCACGCCCGAGCACCAAACGGGGAUCCUUGAGUGGCUCAGCAGAGCAAAAGAUCUCGAACAGUUGUUUUUCGCCGAACGCUGCUGUGCUAAUAUCCCUGCCAACACCAACAGUCAGCCAGAUAACGAGGGAUUUGAAUAUAAGCUUGCUCGUCAGUGCAAGAAGCUACGUUACCUCAGAUUAGACCAGAAUGCCUGGCGUAUUACAAGAUAUGACCCUGCGGCAAGUGGACUUGAUAUUCAGUUUGAACGGCUAGAUCGCUUUGAGACACGGCUUAUAGAAGAAUUUCAGCCCAGGAUGAUAUUCAGAGAAGAUUGGUGA
This is a messenger RNA of Glarea lozoyensis ATCC 20868, 1572 nucleotides long. RefSeq lists its product as uncharacterized. Lineage: Eukaryota; Fungi; Ascomycota; Leotiomycetes; Helotiales; Helotiaceae. The record is from RefSeq and is a predicted model, not a curated record. The transcript has 2 exons. The coding region runs from base 1 to 1572 and encodes 523 amino acids.